AUGACGUUGAAAAAGGUAAAUCCUGACCUGGAGAAGGAGAGAUCGACAUGUACCUUUAAUAUUGAAGAACUUACUAAUCUGCUGGACACAGGGGCUCAUUGCACAGCGGAAAGGCGAGCUGUAGAGGACAAGGUGUUUAGCGUAAAAGAACUUAAGGACGAAAUACCAGACGAGUUUUUAAGUCACAAAGAAAGAUAUGAGAAUGCAAUAAGAAAAUCAGUUUUCCUACAUAAAGUUCUACAGGAAACAGGUGUUAAACGGGGCGUUUAUAAUAGGAGUGACAAAUCAGAUUUUCGAACUACGUACUACUCGAUUUUCAAAGAUGGUUCCCCGUUCAUGUUACAAUAUUCUAUGUUCGUGCCGACAAUUUUGGGUCAAGGGGAUAGUGAACAGGUAGAAUUAUGGUACAAGCGGGCUUUGAAUAUGGAAAUAAUCGGUACAUAUGCCCAGACGGAGCUUGGCCACGGCACAUUUAUUCGAGGUUUGGAGACAGAAGCAGUUUACGAUGAGAAAACAGAGGAGUUCAUAUUAAAUAGUCCCAGUCUUAGUUCUUAUAAGUGGUGGCCUGGAGGAUUGGGACAUACUACCAACUACUGCAUAGUUAUGGCUCAGCUCAAGAUUAAAGGUAAACCCUAUGGUAUGCAGCCAUUCAUAGUUCAGAUACGCGAUGAAGAAACGCAUAUGCCCUUACCGGGAGUGAAGGUGGGAGAAAUCGGAGCCAAGCUCGCUUUUAACACAGUUAACAAUGGCUUUCUUGGCUUCGAGCAUGUCAGGAUACCAAGGAGACAUAUGCUUAUGAGGUUCUCACAAGUGUCAAAGGAUGGCAAGUUUACAUCUUCAGCUAACCCCAAAUUAGCCUAUGGCACAAUGGUGAUGGUUCGGGUCACUAUUGUAAAUUCUGCUGCAACGUACCUGUCCCGGGCAGUUACAAUUGCGAUCAGAUAUUCAGCAGUUAGGCAUCAGUCGAAGCUAAAGCAAAAUGAACCGGAGCCACAAAUCUUGGAUUAUGUUACACAACAACACAAAUUGUUCAUCGGUAUUGCUACCAGCCACGCGUAUAUGUUUUGCUCUUAUUGGCUAUGGGAUGUAUACGUGAUGUACCAAAAGGAGCAGAAUGUCGGCAAUUUUGAUAGAUUACCCGAGCUUCACGCUCUUGCCUGCUGCUUAAAAGUGAUAAGUUCAAGUGACUGCACGGGUCUAGUGGAAAAGUGCCGAAUGUCCUGUGGGGGUCACGGGUUUAUGAUGUCUUCCAACUUACCACAAUUGUACGGCAUCUCCACUGCGACGUGCACCUACGAAGGAGAAAACACUGUUAUGCUGUUGCAAACGGCCAGGGCGUUAGUAAAAGCGUGGGAGCUUGGAAGUCGUGGUCGUCCCUUUAGUCCUACGAUGUCAUAUUUCGCUGAAAAAAAUGUACCAUCGAAGUGGGACAGUUCCUUGGAGGGAAUUCUUAAUGCCUUCCAAAAGGUGUCAAUAGGAAAGUUGUCAUCAAGCGUUUCAAGUCUACAAGAAUAUACGAAGUCAGGUUUAUCAGCUGAAGAUGCUUGGAACAAAGCAUCUGUCCAAUUAAUUGGUGCAGCAGAGGCAUGGGGUCGAGCUGUGGUCCUAUCAAUAUACAAGUCGGAAAUCGAAAGAUACGGACAGACAGUGUCGCCCGCUUUGAAGUCUGUGCUCUUUGACUUAGUGGAGUUGUACUAUGUACAUCUUACUCUCGAGAAAAUGGGAGAUUUAUUACUGUACACGCAGUUAUCAGAAAAGGAUGUAGUUAGCUUACGUAAAAAAUACGAGGACCUAUUGGAAAAAAUUCGGCCCAACGCAAUUGGAUUGGUGGAUGCCUUCGACUACAGGGACGAGGUUCUUAACUCAACAUUAGGCUCCUAUGACGGAUUUGCAUAUGAGCGACUAAUGACGGAAGCAAUGAAGAGUCCCCUAAAUGCAGAACCAGUUAAUCAAAGUUUCCAUAAAUAUAUAAAACCCUUGAUGAAAGGAAAGCUUUAA
Messenger RNA from Leptosia nina, 1998 nucleotides. NCBI's taxonomy places the organism in Eukaryota, Metazoa, Arthropoda, Insecta, Lepidoptera, Pieridae. The record is from the annotation of a GenBank genome assembly.